AUGUCGUCUACUCCGUCACUUUACUGCUCGUUCAAGCACCCAAGAGAUAUCCGCCUGCUGCGCAUUCAGCAUAAGAAAAAAUCCGAAAGGAUUGAGAUCGACUUUGAUCAUUUUGGACUCGACACGGGUGUACAAUAUAUGGCUCUUUCCUACGUCUGGGGUAAUCCGUCACCGCCAUCUUGGGUGACCUGUAAUGGCCGUCGUGUACCCGUUACCCGCAACCUCUGGGAAGUCUUGUCCUGUCUGCAGAAAACCGGAUUCAAUGGUUGGCUAUGGGUAGAUGCUAUCUGUAUAAAUCAGCAAGAUGACAAGGAGAAGGGUGUCCAGGUCAGCAUGAUGCGAGACAUAUACAAGCAAGCCGCGAAAGUUAUAUUUUGGCUUGGGAAACAAGAGCAA
Molecule: messenger RNA, 396 nt
Organism: Aaosphaeria arxii CBS 175.79
Lineage: Eukaryota; Fungi; Ascomycota; Dothideomycetes; Pleosporales
Exons: 1
Source: RefSeq, a predicted model, not a curated record